UGCUAGGUCCGUUCUUUAUCAGUCAGUCGCUAGUUGUUGAGGAGCACCCUCAGAAAUUUCACGGGAAAUCUAAACAGUCCUUUGUUGGUCUCUCACGACAAUUCAUUAAUUAGUCGCCAUGAAGUUCAAUGCUAAGCUUCUUUUCUCCGCCUUUUUGGUUAUUGCUCUAGCACACUCAGUAUUGUCAGCUCCCGCAGCGGCUGAUGAUCUUGAGGAGGUCGAGGAAGUUCAACAAUACGAACAUAGAACUGGUCGCAAGGAAAGUGGCGUUGUCAAGCAAGAAGGUCGUGUCUGGCGAAUUCCAUUGAUCAAGAAGAAACUCCUUCUCCUCAAGUUCAAGAAACUCGGAGCUCUUACAACUUUGCCACUCCUUCCUCUCCUGCUGCGAAACAGUAAUGGCGAAGCUCAAAUUGUCCAAGUUCUUCCAGUUGGCGGCGGUUCAGGAUCCUCACCUACAUACGCCAUUCCCAGUGAUCUCCUCCAAGAGCAAGUAGUCGAAGUAGCCGAGGAGUCAGCUCCAGAAGAGGAGGAUGAAAGUUUCGCCGAAAAUGCUGAAGUCAUUGAAAUUGAAAGUGAUAGUGAUAAACCAUUGAGCUCGAACAUCGCCGCAAAGAAAAUCUCUGGACUUGCAAGCUUGCAAGGACUUUCGGGAUUGUCAGGCAUUGCUGGACUCUCAGGACUUGGCGGUCAGCAAGGAAUUAUCCAAGGUCUGGGUGGUCAGACUCCAAUUAUUCUCUAUGCCGUACCCUCACAAGUUGAAUAUGGCCGUGCUGCUGGACACUCCGUCAAACCAAGAAGGAGGCUCGUACGGAUCUAAGUGCUAAGUAAUGAAAUUUCUGAUAAGUGUACUGUACUGAAAGGCUAAAAUUUAAAUAAUAAUGGGAUAUUUAACAA
Hermetia illucens (black soldier fly) is the source of this 894-nucleotide messenger RNA. RefSeq lists its product as uncharacterized. The record is from RefSeq and is a predicted model, not a curated record. The coding region runs from base 119 to 817 and encodes 232 amino acids. NCBI's taxonomy places the organism in Eukaryota, Metazoa, Arthropoda, Insecta, Diptera, Stratiomyidae. The transcript has 2 exons.